This is a messenger RNA of Endocarpon pusillum Z07020, 513 nucleotides long. RefSeq lists its product as uncharacterized. The record is from RefSeq and is a predicted model, not a curated record. The transcript has 2 exons. Lineage: Eukaryota; Fungi; Ascomycota; Eurotiomycetes; Verrucariales; Verrucariaceae. Bases 1 to 513 code for a protein of 170 amino acids.
AUGCUUUCCCGAUUUCUGCAAUCAAGCUGGAAGAAUCAACACUUCGCCCUGCUUCCGAAUAAUGAUGAUGUGGAAGAGUUCAACGGCAAAGAUGAAGUGGAAUCCUUGAACCCGGCGCCAAAUUCACUCCUCCGCCGCAUAGAUCAGAGGACAUGGCAGCUUGUCAGGACUCGAUAUCUGCCUCACAUUCUAGGCGCUCAGCCUUACUCUGAGCGACCCGAAUUCGGUGACUGUGGCGAGCAGGGUUCUUUGGAGAGGCCCAGGCGGCAGGUUGCGUAUUUGAUCCUGUCGCUUCUAUCUAGGAAGCCCAAAUGCUAUGACGCGGAGCUCGCUGCUGAGUUCGUGGGGAAGAUCAACCACAAGUUCUACAGGAACGAGACGCAGACCGCGGAGAAUGAGGUGCCUUUGGAGGAAAGGCAUGCGGGCGACAGGCCGUACAUUCUGCGUGAUGAAAGUACCACCAUAUGCAUUGCUAUUACGUUGGGAGAAGCUGCACCGAGCGUAUCUGAAUAA